AUGGAGCGACCUGCGAGUGCCGCAUCUUCAGCAGCGACAGCGACAGCGACAGCGACAGCGAUAGCGCAUACUUCACAUACCGCGACUUUCCAUACCAGCGCCACCUCCACCUCCACCUCCUCCUCCACGCACAAUGUCCCCGAAUCGAGGAGCUCGUGUAGCACGACCAUUACAUCGCUGUUCCUCAAGAACUGCCGUCUGCUCGACCUCGAUCUGCUUCCAGAUUGGCCUUCGGUGACACCAGCGAGCUUGGGCAAUGACGAUGCGAGCACCAGAAUACGAUGUGCCGAGUGGUGUCUCUACCAGCUUUUCCGUACAUACGACUCUGCCACCACUGUGGACAAGCUGCAGCCUUUCUUUCCGCCUCUGGAGCCACUGCAGAGCAUCAAUCUGAGGGCUGCACUGUACCGAUGUCUCAAUGAAUUGAAGAAGAAUGGCCUUCUGGGCAGGCACGUGCUUCUGCGCAAGUCAAUGCUGGACGAUUGUCAGGCCGACAAGUUCUGGGAACUAUGCCUUGCCUUCUCGGCUAUCGUGCUGCGCAAGAUCAGAGUCGAGCGCAAGAACAAACAUGCCAAGCCAAUCGCAGAGCGCACCGCGACUGCGGAAGCGCUGAACAAGAGCCAGAGAGAUAGCAUGCUUCCUCUUGCCAUAGCGCACAGGGCAGCACUGACGAAGGUGCUCGCGCAAAAGGACAAGAAGAGGCAGACUUAUGCGAGGCUUUACGAUGUGCUUAUUGACAAGGAGGCUGAUUUGCAUGUGAGAGGUAUACAUGCGCAGCAUCAGGCAGACAAGAAGAGACCGCGGCCUUCGACCAUGGCGCAAGACGUGCUGGAUAAGAGGUGGGUGGGGAGCAAUGCAGUGCGUGAUGCAUUGUUGGACGGUCGUGGUGCGCCUGGCGCAGACAACCUCCUCAUCAUAUCUUUCGACCAGGUCUGGGAGGCUAAUGAUGCAGAUCGCCUCUUCAAACGCGAGGCAUCCGACACCGGAAUCUUAGAGGACGUCGAGGCCCGCACACGACAUCAGAAGCGAAGGCUCGUCAAAUGGCAGACCUUUCAUGAGAAGCUGCUGUCGUCCAAGCCCAAGCCCACGAAAGAGGAAGUCGCUACAAAACAGCAUCAACUUCGCUUUGACCGGCAUCAGAACUUGACCCUUCGCGACAUCUCUGACAAUCCUCGUUCGCCCUCAUCACCAUCAAGGCAUGCACGAUCUGAGAGUGUUGCGAAGUAUGAUGAGAUUCUGACUGCCAUGCGAGAAGAACUGCGAAAGAGGUCUGUCACGGAUCCGGUUUCGCCCACGAAGCCAGCCGAGCGCGUGCGAAGGCCGCCAAACCGACGCCCGAAUAACUCAGUGGAUGCCAUGAUCCGGUCUGCUUCGCCCGAGCCUCACCAAAAGUCCAUGUCACAAACAGCCGUUCCGCUGAGGCCUAUGUUUGGCAAGAGAGUUUCGUCUAGGUCGCGAUCCUACCACCAGCCGAAGGUGAUCAAUCAGCGUGAGCCCAUACCGUUGAAGUCGGAAAUCUUUUCUCCACUGAAGACGGAAAGGAGAAGUUCGGCCACUCCUAGUCCGCGUGGCUCCAUCCUAGCCUCGCCGAUUGAGGAUCCACUUCUCGAGAGCGGUAUUGAUCACGUCAUCGGUGGUGCUGUGCAACGAAUGCGACAGAACAGCGACAGCACAGAUACAGGUUUGGGCACGAUUUCGCCGAGUCGAAGCACAUCCAGCACGAACAGUCCACGGGUGUCAUGGAAGUCUCAGAUCAGCGAGAAUGCUGACAGUGCCGUCGAGAUUCCUUCUAGGUUGUCAGCAGCCACGAGGAAUCUGGACAGCGUCGGUCGAACAGUGCGGCCAUCGCUCGCGGAUCGCACGCGCAUGUCGAUGGCGUUCAAGAGUACUGAGGACACGCUGAGCUUGAGAACAGAAGCAGAGACAAUCGACAAGGAUACAGUUCGCGAUAAUUUCGAGCCUGUUGAAUCUGCAGAUUUGCCGCAGCGACGACCAACACUUCAGGAACGGACGCGUCAGUCCAUCUCUCUGGCCCCAGGACCAUCGCCAGCACCGAGGAAAGCGCCUUCCCAUGCUCGCUCUCGAACUUCGCAGUAUCCCGUCAACCAGUUUGAGACACCAGAGAAAUCACUUCCACGCCGCUCGACAAUGUCUCUCGCAGUCAAUGUAGAAGCUGGUGCUGUAGAGAACGACUCCAUGGUCAAGCGCAACAUCACGCCGCGUGAGAAGCUGUUCGAUCAGGAUGCCGAGUACGCAUCAAUCUUCAAAGCACGACCGAAAGUCGCCCGCAGCCCAGAUCUCACGCCACAGAUCGACUCAGGACACGGAAGCAUGGAGACAGAGGAAGGGGAAGAAGAUGCUGUUGGAGUGGGAAGCCCACUAGUUGGACGAUGA
This is a messenger RNA of Pseudocercospora fijiensis CIRAD86, 2394 nucleotides long. RefSeq lists its product as uncharacterized. The transcript has a single exon. The coding region runs from base 1 to 2394 and encodes 797 amino acids. The record is from RefSeq and is a predicted model, not a curated record. NCBI's taxonomy places the organism in Eukaryota, Fungi, Ascomycota, Dothideomycetes, Mycosphaerellales, Mycosphaerellaceae.